Messenger RNA from Ostertagia ostertagi, 1140 nucleotides. Lineage: Eukaryota; Metazoa; Nematoda; Chromadorea; Rhabditida; Trichostrongylidae. The record is from the annotation of a GenBank genome assembly.
UUAACGCUUUUAGCGCACCCUUCAGAGGGACUAUGCUCUCCACCUGAUCUCAACCACACUCCACCUGGUGUUGUGACGAAAUUAGACGCAUUUCACAGACCGAAACUCAAUUGGAGAAUGACCGGUGAGCGCCUUGUUUGUUUAUGCUGCUCGAAGAAGAAUCAAUGUUUCUGCAAGAAAUGCACUUUAGAGAAAUUGAAAUUCUAUUCACGAAAGGAAAACAUAUCGAUUAGAUCGAUACGGAAAGCAGAACUAGAGAAAGAAGUUGACAGCAUCCUCGGAGAGGUGUCUCACCUCCAUGCUGAAAUCAACACAACCACGGCUAACAUAACAUUGCUGAGGAAAUGGGUUGACGAGAAAAAACAAAUAAACAAAUUGAAAACGGAUCGUUUGGCAGCAAUAGAGCAGAUGAUCGCUUCGACAGCUAGGCAUGCUAAUAAGGUUUUGUCGUAUUACGAUAAGCACGAUGCAAAUGAAUUGACUAUGCAGAAAAGACGAGAGUAUAAGGAAGCUAAAGUCAGCGAAAUGAAUAGAAACGUUUUUCUCCUACGCAAAUCGCUUUGUGGUUCCUUGUUCUCAAUUUUCCCAGUCUCCGAAGUAAUCGCUCAGAGUGUACGACCACAGGGUAGUACGGUUCGAGCUGAUGAGAACACAAAUGGAAGGUGGACGAUGGUUGGCGGUCAUCAAAUCGAAGAGGGGCCUAUGAUAAAAGUGAGCUACGUUAUCACAUUAAAUUUUAUGAGUUCAGAACCUUUCACAAUCCAUACUUGGUGCGAGACAAUUUCCUUAUCCGAUGCAGCACGUGAGCGGCUUGGAGAUGCGUUGUCGGACUCACUUCUAAACCUCACUACCGACCUACGCUCACCAUUUGCUGCUUUUCUACUAUCUUUACAACUUGUAAGCAAUAUAGCAGCGAUUUUCGACUUCCGCCUGCCAUAUUUGUUGUCUUUUCGUGAUGUUUCUCUGAGAGAGCGGUGGAGUCGUGAGCUGUUAGACAACGAUUGGUUUAAAUUUUGUCAGUCAGUGCUAUCAUUAGGCCUUCAUUUGGGAAUGCCACCCGAAAAUCUUCACUUCAAUUAUCCUCACUCCAAUAUUAUCGAACAAGCAAGAUUCGUUCUCGAAGGAGUCGUUGCUCCUAAG